CCAGAUGAACCUGGUGUGUACAAGGUGAAUAUCUUUUCAAACGAUAAACAUAUCAAAGAUUCACCAUUUGUCUUUAUGGUUGAACCAGCAGAUAAAGACAUAAAACCGCUUUCUGCUAAGCUACUGGGCAUAUCUUCCCACUCUACUAUUGCUGCAGAGGAAAACGUCGUUUUUAACAUUGAUGUGUCGUCUUGCGGUGAUAACGCCAACCCUGUUGUCAACAUUUACGAUGCAGAUUUAUCUCCAGUACCAGUAAUCGUGCAGAAGAGGUCGAAUGGGAUUUUCGAGUACAGUUUUCAACCAAAAUCUGUAGGACAGCAUUACAUUGACGCAGCAGUGUUUGGAGUUGCGGUACCAAAUACACCGUUUGUUUUUAAUGUGAAAGAACAAAUUGAUGUCGCUUCUAUUCGUGUAUAUGGACCUGGUAUUGAUGAAGAAGUUCGUUCAAAACAAACCACUCAUUUCUUUAUUGACGCUAAAGAGGCUGGCAAAGGAAAGUUAGAAGUUAUUAUGAAGGAUUCAAAGGGGCUGCCUGUUGAUAUUGCAAUUGUGGAUAAGUUAGACGGUGUUUAUACAGUAAAAUAUACGCCUCAGUUUUCAGGCACUUAUCAGGCAAGAAUAUUGUUCGAAGGUACUGAAGUAACCAAUCGUGAAAUAACUGUUAAGCCAUCUGUUGAUUGGUCCAGUAUGCGUAUAGAAGGCCUCAAAGAUGAGGAAGUGCUGCUUGGGUACCAUAAAGAGAUCGUAAUAGACGCUGGAAGGACGUUAUCAGCUGAUGAAAAAUUGCAGGUAAUCACUUCUGAUCCCGACGGUAAGAAAUAUGCUGUUAAACUGGUUUCUACGUCACCAAACACCAAUUCAGUAAAAACUUUAGGCCAUUGGAGUGCGCACAAAAUUGGAACAACUGAAUUUGCGGUUCUUCUGGAUGAUGUACCGGUAUGUACAUCAAAGACGGUUGUUCUUGAAGGAGAGGAUGCCAGCAAAUGUCGUGCGGGAGCUGGUGAGGGUUCAAUCGCAUUAACGAUUAAAGGGCCGUCAGAAUCGAAAACUUCAAUAACAGAUCAUUCGAAUGGCUCAUGUACUGUUGAAUAUACGCCUCUCUUACCAGGUCUAUAUGAGAUUAACAUCACGUUUGGAGAAAAGAAGAUGGCUAUUCCUGGCUCCCCAUUUACUGCAAUAGUAGAUUAUCCGAAGGAUCCAUCAAAGAUAAAAAUAAAAGAUUUUCUUGAUGUUUUACCGGUUGGAGCAUCAAAUAUUUUCACCAUUGAUGCUUCCAGUACGGCGAAGGCUCCUAUUGCCGUCAUCCUGCCGAAAGACCAGCAGGAAGCAGAGGUAAAGGAGGUGGAGCAACGGAUUUACCGAGUUACAUACAGUCCCAGAGGUGUUCCAGGUGAUAUAGUGCCGGUGACAGUUGCUUACGAUGACACUCCAAUACUACAGAAUAUGCAUACUAUUUAA
This is a messenger RNA of Enterobius vermicularis (human pinworm), 1458 nucleotides long. The record is from the annotation of a GenBank genome assembly. Lineage: Eukaryota; Metazoa; Nematoda; Chromadorea; Rhabditida; Oxyuridae.